Staurois parvus is the source of this 270-nucleotide messenger RNA. The record is from the annotation of a GenBank genome assembly. NCBI's taxonomy places the organism in Eukaryota, Metazoa, Chordata, Amphibia, Anura, Ranidae.
AGCUGAGAAUCCGAUGACAUCCAGGUGUGAAUGCGUCCCUCAGUAACUGCAGCUGAGUGAAGCUGAUGAGAUUGCUGCCAGGAAGCUGAUGAGAUUGCUGCCAGGAAUGCUGAUGAGAUUGCUGCCAGGAAUGCUGAUGAGAUUGCUGCCAGGAAGCUGAUGAGAUUGCUGCCAGGAAUGCUGAUGAGAUUGCUGCCAGGAAUGCUGAUGAGAUUGCUGCCAGGAAGGCUGAUGAGAGCAGAGGAACUAAGCAACCAGCGGAUACAAAGC